Molecule: messenger RNA, 3901 nt
Organism: Siniperca chuatsi (mandarin fish)
Lineage: Eukaryota; Metazoa; Chordata; Actinopteri; Centrarchiformes; Sinipercidae
Gene: uts2r4
Product: urotensin-2 receptor 4
Exons: 1
Coding region: 909-1988 (359 amino acids)
Biological process (GO): blood vessel diameter maintenance; regulation of blood pressure; neuropeptide signaling pathway
Cellular component (GO): membrane
Molecular function (GO): urotensin II receptor activity
Source: RefSeq, a predicted model, not a curated record
UGCAGCUCAGAGACAGCAGUUGGAGGCCCGAGAGGAAUACCUCAUAAAUCUAUGACCCAUGCUAGUUUUUCACCCUGGUGAGAAAGAGGGAGGACAGAGAAGAGAAGAGGAGGGAGAGGACUAGGACCAUGAGAACUCCAAAGAACACAGACACAAGUGUCUUCUAUCAAAACAGGGAAUCAAAUGGGGGCUGAAGAUCCAAGGAGAAAACUGAAGGUUCAUCGGCCAUGCAUCAAAUCGUUUAUGGAGGUAUAGAGGAGCGGCAGUGAGGAAUUAACAUGGAUCAUUUGAACAAACCAAAGGAUCUGUACUAAGGUGUCUAUAUGCAGGUAGAAGACUAGAGACUAGAGACUCUCCCUUGAAAUUUCAGCAACUGAAGUCUUUCUCGGGCACUGCAGGAGUUUGCUCUCAGAGAUUUUGAACAUAGUUUGUCAAGUUGAAGGACAGUGUCCUGACUCACUGUGCCACCCUGAUGUUGGAGAAAUAUGGGAUCAUGGCUGCAUGGAGGACCUUAAUUUUAGGGAUAAGCACUACAAGACACAGGCAGCUCCGUAAUCUCUGAAGCUGCUAGCCUUUCAUCUAGCAUCAUCAUCAUCUUACUUACAUCUUCUCUGUGGAUUAAUACAGUUGUUGUCAUCCCUGCUCUUCUAUCUAUUGCCCAUUAAUGCUAUUUCUUGGAUUUAUCUCCAACAAUUUACAGGUUUUAGCAAAAUUUCAUAAAGGAGUGACUCUUUACAAUCAGCUGCCGUCUUCAAUCUGUGCUUCACAUCACAGCAUGAAAUGUUUAUACGGACUUUAAAACCUUUUCUAAUUUAAUGGAGGAGCCAACUGUCAUAUACAGUAGCGUUGUGUAAAUUGGCUCUUAAACAUUAGGGCCUGACCUCUGACCUUUCAUCUGUGAACCUGCAAUGAACUGCACUCCUAAUGCCACCAUUACUCCACAGCUGGAACUUGUCCUGAGCCCAGGGGCUGUAGAUGGUGGGUCCCAGGAGAGUGGUGGUGGUGGUGGUGGCGGAGGCAGUGGGGGCCUUUGGGUGACAUCUCUGCUUGGUGCCACACUGAUGAUCAUGUGCGCCAUGGGUGUGGCAGGCAACACGUACACACUCAUCGUUACGCGUUCAGCCGCUUUGCGCCGGACAGGUUCCAUGUACGUUUACAUCAUCAAUUUGGCUCUGGCUGACCUGCUCUACCUCGCCACCAUCCCCUUCGUGGUCUGCACCUACUUUGCCCAUGACUGGCUGUUUGGUGAGGCUGGUUGUCGCAUCCUGCUGAGUCUCGACCUCCUCACCAUGCAUGCCAGUGUCUUCAUUUUGGUUGCCAUGAGCCUGGAACGCUACCGUGCCGUGGCUAGACCCUUCAGCGCGCACAGGUCCUCGUCCCGCAAACGAAAGCUAGCGGCAGGGAUUAUCUGGGGGUUAGCUUUCGUGCUAACGCUUCCCAUGAUGGUGAUGAUCCGACUCAGGGAGGGCAAACCAACUGCGGCUGGUUUGGUUAAGAGGAUCUGCUUCCCUACCUGGACCCCUGAGGCCUUCAAGGCUUAUAUCACCGUCCUGUUUCUUACAAGUGUUUUAGUUCCUGGAUUGGUAAUCCUCGGGCUAUAUGUGGGGCUAGCCAGGCGCUACUGGGCAGCGCAGGCUAGCUUACAAGGUAGCGGCCGGUCUGCCCGGAGGAGAGGACUCAAACAAAAAGUCGUAUCAAUGAUCUUUAGCAUUGUAUUGGCCUACUGGGCUUGUUUCUUGCCUUUCUGGGGAUGGCAGCUAGCCAAACUGUUCUCUCCGGAGUCCCUCAAAGCUUUGUCUCCAGCUGCUCAUAAUUAUCUGAAUUUCUUUGUCACAUGUCUGACCUAUGGAAACAGCUGUAUCAAUCCAUUUCUUUACACCCUUCUGACCCGGAACUAUAAAGAUUACUUGGCCCAGAAAGGUCAGUCUGUGGGUUCAAGCAGGGCUGACCCUGGGUCGGCUGUGACUGUGCCACUGCAGGACCUUUAGUGGAUGAAUAAAGGAUUAAUGAGCAUAGACACUGGAGCGGGAAAAUGUUAUUGACCCCUCAUCAGCCUGAGCGAGGAUAUUUUCGUUCUAGUAAUUUUGUUCAAAGCUGGAAAAUGUCACAGUUGACAGUGAGAUGCUUAAUCUGAAGUAGCACUGUCUACAAACUUUGUAAAUGCUACACACAUUUGUGGUGUGAUGCUACACAUUUCCAGCUCUGUUGAGAAGAGUAACCAGAGCUGUUAAGGAUUCAGAGGAAUUCAGCAUAGCAGGUGGAUGUUUGCUAACAUGAAAUUCUGACUGCAAGUCUUCAGGUUGGAGGGCAAAUGGCUUUUGUGUUCUUUAUUAUAUAAUCUCACUCUUCCAACAUGAACAAAUUCUGCCUGUCUAACGAUCUCCAAUUCUGCCACCUUGACAUUGACAAUAUCAUUCUGACAAAUACACAUUUGAUAGGAUAUUUAAGCCACUGAUAUCUGGGUUAACAUGUGAGUUAUUUUCCAAAUUAAAUAGGUUUGAAUUACAUUGAAAAAUUUUCAAAAUGAUAUUUUCAGUAGUUCUGAAAAUAUUUUGGAAGAAAUACUAUUCACAAGAAUUCAUUAUAGCAAUCAAAUACUUUGCAAUUGCUGUAGUAGUUGGAUAAUGAACUCAGAUGUAAAGAACUGCUUCAAUUUUUCCUUUACUCUCCUAUUUGCCUUCCACUUUACACACACAAACACACACACGUAAAGGAUAUUUCAUCUCCUUCCAGGGAAUGUGGUUGCAUUGUGCCACAUUCCUCAGCCUCGGGCCAUGGCUUCUUUGAGUCCUCCUGCAAAUUGUCUCCGUAAGAAUGUGCUUCAUCUCACCUCUGUCGUAUAUUGUCCCUCCUUUUGCAUUAUCCUGUUUUAUCCUCUAUUAUCUGCUCUGUCCUAACAGCACAGUCGAUAUAUCUGCCACAUUCACACUGCAAGCCUUAAUGAUAAAUUCUUAUAUACAGAUCAGUUCCGAUUGUUCUGUCUUUUCCCCCCUUUUUUUGUUCACAUACAUUUUUUUUUAUGUGGCCAGCGUCUAAUUCCAAGUCACCCUUUUGAACAGACUUGCAUUUAAAAAUGAACAAUGCCACAGACAUCCAGAUUUAUGCAGAAUAAUAAAAUAAUAAAAUGGACUUCACAUAUGUUCAUCAUGCAGCUUCAGUUACUCUUAUUUGAUUUUAAUUCUCUUAAAUGUAUGUUGACAUCUCUUUUUAGAUGCACUGGUUGUAUUACUUCAUGUUUUUCUUGCACCAAAGCAACAUUUGAAAUAACAAUGUGAUCUAAAUCUUUACUGUCCUGUCCUCCAUUUGUGGUCAAGCACAAAAUUCUGAAUUAAAACCUGCAUGAAUUUUGAUAUGACUGCUUAGACUGAGGUCAAAUAGUCCUUAUUCUGAGUGGUGUCAGAAUAAGGACUAAGUGACCGAAAUUUGAAACAGCUCUUCAAGUGAAAUACAGAUAUUUUUUUAAUUGACUGAUUUAGAUAAGCAUGUAGAUAGUAUUUUUGUUUUAGAUUUCUAAUAUAUAAUGUCUGUGUUUCAUGAAUGUUGCAUAUAAAGUCAAAAUAACAUACAGUGCAUCAAUUGUCAAUUAAGACUCAUCAUUGGAGAUGAUGUAUGGUGUGUUGUAUCAGUGUGUCAGAGUGAGAGAUGAACAGAGAGAUAGAGACAGAGGCGAUGCUCUUCUUUUUUUUUCACAGCAUUUAUUAGCAAACCCAGUGACUGAUGAGAUGUCAAGCAGAAACAGUGCGGCAAGAUGUGCUCUGACCCCCUCUUUUGGCCAUUUCCUCUUAUUACAACAUCAGUACUCCAUGUUGGUAAAAGUUUCUAGGAUUAUUUUUCCAUAAGCCUCAGGAGAAGAAAAGAUGAAUAACCAGGCCUAGACUCAGUAAUGUAAAACAGAUUAUUU